Messenger RNA from Haliotis rubra (blacklip abalone), 1798 nucleotides. Its product is annotated as claudin domain-containing protein 2-like. The transcript is spliced from 3 exons. Gene Ontology annotation, cellular component: membrane. Lineage: Eukaryota; Metazoa; Mollusca; Gastropoda; Lepetellida; Haliotidae. The record is from RefSeq and is a predicted model, not a curated record. The coding region runs from base 403 to 897 and encodes 164 amino acids.
AUACCUGCUGGCGAGGUUGCACAACUGGUGUGACAAUCACAGUCCAGAGUACACUCACUGGGAAUAUUACAUCUUGUCUGGACCAAGAACAACAGCAAAAACUGACGAAGGAUUGUUUUUUUUGUUUCUUUCUCCUGGGAUGAUUCAGUACAUGUGACAACUGUUGCCUAGAAACAGUUAUCAUCAACAGACCUCCGAUGUCCACAGGAACUUUCAGUCGUCAGUUAGUGAGUCAUUCCCGUUAUCUAAUGAAACUGGUAGAGGAAGCUGAUUACCUCCCCUUGUCAACAACCGCUGAGGAUUAAGACAAGGACAGGUCUUACUCAAACAAGGGGAACUCGACCCAUUUUUGGUUGCCAGAGCAAUCAAAUUAUACAACUGUGAGAUUAAGAAAUAUCAGACAUGUAUGCUUACUAUAGAAGCAUGUCAAUACCAGCGACUCCUGGGGGGAGGUUGGGCUCGCUAACUUACAUCCUUGGCCAGUGUCUUCAUAUAGCAGGAACAGCCUCGCCAUACUGGACUCGGAAUGAAGGCUACCACAACGGCAUCUGGAAAGACUGUUAUAAGGGAACGUGUACCUCUGUCUACGACGAAAAUAGGAUACAUAAAUGGCAAUGGCUGAGGGCAGUGCAAGCAAUGGCUGUCCUGGGAGUUAUCAUUGCCUUAUUUGGAAUCAUCGCUUCCAUCGUGCACCUUCGUACCGGCAACAAAAGUCUUCUGACUAUUGCGGCCUUGUCAGCAAUUGGAGCUGGUAUAUUGGUGGUGUUGGGUGCUGUUAUCUACGUCGCCUUCAACGACUCCAGCGAUCUCUACUGGGCUUUCUGGUUCGAGGUGUCAGCCAGCAUCAUAAUGCUGUUUUCAGGUGUUGGACUGUUCACAGAGCUGUGUAGAGGAUAACCGCAUGACCUCACAAUUCCAGGACACACAUAACAAGCACUUCCGGGUGUAGUUGGUAACAUUUGCAGAGAAAUGCCAAUGUGACUCUGAUUUUUUAACCAUUAGGUGCCUAAUCCGCCUGCUAUUCACAAUACACAAAUACAAUACCACGUACCUAAUGACAUAACGCAUCCCCUCACCACAUUCUACACGCUUGAGCCGGAUGACCGCUCCAAACCAACGAAUCAACUUAUGUCCACUCAGUACUUAGGAACUGACGGAACCAAAAAUUCCUCUUGAUAUUUGAUCACAUUGAGAUAUAAUCGAAACAAUGUAUUUUUAAAUCUUGUUUGUCGUAUUUUACAACGGUCCAAAAAAUACGAUCACAUACAAACACCUGCCUUGGCUAUAGGUGCUACUGGGACCGUGACAUUAUAAUCAUUCUUAAAAUGAUUACUUUUAGCUGACGAUUGCACAAUUACUCCCAACAAAUCAACACCAUGUCACUGUUUGUGUGUUUGGGAAGCAUUGUUACGCCAAAUGCCAGGGUUCCUUUCCAAAACUGGAUAACACAUGGACAGCCCAUUUCUGUAUCUCCUGUUAAAGACGGCCUAAACAGGUAACCCCUCACUAUAAUUUAAGGGCAGGGUCAGAGUUAUGAAAACAAUGCAGGCUUAUGAACAGGGUUCAAACAUGCGCAACUUGCUCUUUGAUUGGGUCACAAUCAAACUGUAGUGCACAUGAGCUUGCGCAACAGAGAGAAAAAUGACCGGUCUUUCUGUAUGCAAGCCACACGUGUAUAGGAAGACUGGUCAUUUUCACUUUGUUACGCAACCUUAUUUGCGCUACAGUUUGCCUGUGAUUGAAUUCACCCUGCACAGCGCCCAAGGCACUAUAUGGGCAUUAAAGAUCACUGAGUUGA